Messenger RNA from Panicum virgatum (switchgrass), 1253 nucleotides. Its product is annotated as MADS-box transcription factor 5-like. Lineage: Eukaryota; Viridiplantae; Streptophyta; Magnoliopsida; Poales; Poaceae. Gene Ontology annotation, molecular function: DNA-binding transcription factor activity, RNA polymerase II-specific; RNA polymerase II cis-regulatory region sequence-specific DNA binding; protein dimerization activity. The transcript is spliced from 8 exons. Gene Ontology annotation, biological process: positive regulation of transcription by RNA polymerase II. Bases 284 to 967 code for a protein of 227 amino acids. The record is from RefSeq and is a predicted model, not a curated record. Gene Ontology annotation, cellular component: nucleus.
AAAUUAGGAGCCAUGGCCGUACGUGCAUAGCAUAACUAAGCUACUACAGUAGUAUACUCCACGAGGACUCCACCCACCAGGUGUCAAGGCCAGAAAGAGAGAAACUACUGCUAGUACUAGCAGCAGCUAGGGAGACGGAGGAUAAAGAGAGAGAAAGUGCUUGCAAGAAGAGAAGACGAAGAAGAGAGAGAAAGUGCUUGCAAGAAGCGGAGAGAAAUAAAGAUCUUGCUGCUAGAAAGAGAGAGAGGGGGAUCGGAGCUUCGGAACGAAGGAAGAAGAAGAGAUGGGCCGCGGGAAGGUGGAGUUGAAGCGGAUCGAGAACAAGAUCAGCCGGCAGGUGACGUUCGCCAAGCGCCGGAACGGGCUGCUCAAGAAGGCGUACGAGCUCUCCGUGCUCUGCGACGCCGAGGUCGCCCUCAUCAUCUUCUCCAGCCGCGGCCGCCUCUUCGAGUUCUCCACCUCCUCAUGUAUGUACAAGACAUUGGAGCGAUACCGCAUCUGCAACUUCGCAUCUGAAGCAUCAUCAGCUCCAAUCGAGGCUGAACUGAAUAAUUACCAGGAGUACUUGAAGUUAAAGACAAGAAUUGAGUUCCUACAAACAACUCAAAGAAAUCUUCUAGGUGAGGACUUGGGCCCACUUAGCAUAAAGGAGCUUGAGCAACUUGAGAAUCAAAUUGAGAUCUCUCUCAAGCAUAUCAGAUCAUCAAAGAACCAGCAGAUGCUUGAUCAACUCUUUGAGCUCAAGCGUAAGGAACAACAACUGCAAGACUCUAACAAGGACUUGAGAAGGAAGAUACAAGAAAUUAGUGAGGAGAACGUGCUGCGUCUGACCUGCCAGGACCUUGGGCCUAGUGGAUCUAGCGGUCAUGGCGAUGACUCUAGCCAGGAACUCCUUCGCACUGCUGUUUGUGAUCCUUCCCUGCAUAUAGGGUAUCAAGCUUACAUCGACCAUCUGGGCAAGGAAUAAGUUGUUUCAUUAUUAGGGCGCUAGCCAGUUAUUAGUGCACUAGCCAAAGUGUCAUCUAUAUAUUGGACAUAAUAUGCUUUUGACAAAACUUCUAGCUUUGAGCUAGAACAUAUGUACUAAACUAAGAGCUCAACGUUUUAGACUCUCUCGAGUUCAAGAAGAAUGAUCUGAUGAUGAAUGCACUGCAUGCUAAAUAAGUCCAUAUAUAUCUCACUUUGAACUGAUUAUAUUAUAAGGAGAAGUAUGUAAGUAAUUGGCAACUAAUGUUCAAUAAGGCUUCUGAUUA